Molecule: messenger RNA, 1767 nt
Organism: Ylistrum balloti
Lineage: Eukaryota; Metazoa; Mollusca; Bivalvia; Pectinida; Pectinidae
Product: ubiquitin carboxyl-terminal hydrolase MINDY-1-like
Exons: 8
Coding region: 1-1767 (588 amino acids)
Biological process (GO): protein K48-linked deubiquitination
Cellular component (GO): cell periphery; cytosol
Molecular function (GO): cysteine-type deubiquitinase activity; cysteine-type carboxypeptidase activity; K48-linked deubiquitinase activity
Source: RefSeq, a predicted model, not a curated record
AUGUCAAAGGAGCAAGCUAAACAAUCGGACACAACAGGAAAUUCAAAUGAUAUAAACAGUGCUUCGACUGAUGACAAUACUGUGGAAAUCUCAACAAAUGUAAACAAGUCUGAGGGUUCGGAAGCACCCGAGGCUGAGGGGAAAUCGAGUAGUGACCAAAGCGGCCCGAAGCCAGAAAUAAUCAUACAAGGAGGUUGUGAGGAAAAUGAAGGCAACCAACUAGACACAUCUAAGACAGCAAAGUCAGACUGUGAAAGUGGUGCUACAGAAAAAGCAGAGGAAUCUGAUAAGAAAUGUGGUGUGAUGGACACUAUAGAAAAACUUGAUGUAAAAUGUCAUUGUGAUGAAGACACAAAAUCAAAUAAAACAGAAGAAAGCGAUGAACCAACAUCCUCAUCCUGUUCUGACACACCUAUAGAUAAUAUUGAUGAUCUUUUGACUGACAACAGCAUUGACAGUCAGUUUACUGAUAAUAAUGGAAAAGAUGAAAAUUUGAAAGUAGAGUUACCUCCCUUGUCUGCAGACGAAAAUUCCAAACCAGAAACUACAACAUCAGAAUUGGCAGGAGCAGACGAGGGAGCAAGUGCUUCACCCACCGCCACAGACAGAAAUGUUUACCACGUUAAGUGGAUUGCCUAUAAAAACAAAGAAAUACCUACAAUUACACAGAAUGAAAAUGGACCAUGUCCCUUGAUAGCUGUAAUGAAUGUGUUACUUUUGAAGGGCCAAGUUCAACUAUCUCCAAACACAGAAGUGAUAACACCUGAUCAACUGAUGACGUACAUUGGCAAUUGUAUUCUAGAAAAUGCCCCCAAAACACAGGACACAUCCGAAGCUGUGCAGUUAAACUAUCAACAGAACAUGCAUGAUGCUAUGGCUGUCAUUCAUAAAUUGCAGACAGGUCUGGAUGUUAAUGUAAAGUUUACAGGGGUAAGUGAUUUUGAAUACACGCCAGAGUGUAUCAUCUUUGACUUGCUGAGCAUCCCAUUGUAUCAUGGCUGGCUGGUGGAUCCCCAAGACAAGGAUCUGAUUACUGCUAUUGGUACCUGUAGCUACAAUCAGCUGGUGGAGAAAAUCAUAUCCCAACGAAGCUCGGACAAACCAGAAACUGUCACUGAAGCAUUGCUGUGUGAGUCUUUCCUUGAUGGAGCAGCUGCCCAGCUAACUUAUCAUGGCCUUUGUGAGCUGAACUCUGUUGUCAAGGAGAAUCAGCUAUGUGUCUUCUUCAGGAACAACCACUUCAGUACCAUGUACAGACACCAGAAUGAGCUGUUUCUGUUAGUGACAGAUCAAGGGUUUUUGAGCGAGCGUAAUGUGGUAUGGGAGACGUUAUCUAACGUGGAAAACGAUGGCUAUUUUGUGGAUGCCAAUUUCGAAACUUACAGGAAGUCUCCACCUAGUGAACCGGUCAUACCACCAACACCCAUGAACCCAGAGGAGCAAGUUGAUCAAGAUUACUUGCUGGCUAUGUCCCUGCAGCGUGAGCAACAACUGAGAGAUGAAGAAAUGGACUGGAAUCAGGACAAUCACAGACAGGAUCCACAACAACCCCGACUGUCUGAUCAUGAGUUGGCAGCUCGAAUGCAGGCUGAAGAGGAUAAACGGUUAGCUAUGGCUGUACGAAGGCAGGAGCAACGCCAGCAACAGCCCACAUGGUCAUCAGGGGGUGGGACACCACAGCACCACAUGGCCCAUGGAAGUCGUCCAAGGGAGCGCACAACCAGAGAACCGAAAUCAAAAGAGAAAGAGGUUGGUAUUCCAACAUGA